AUGAGGGCGUGGGAAAGAGCGAGUGCACAGUUGCAGGAAAGGCCACAAGAUCGCAAGGAAGGGUGCAAGGUUGUGAGAAAGUGCAGGUGUGACAAGGAGACCAGGCAUGAGAGAGAGAGCGAGGGCGUGAAAAAAGGAGUGGGCAUGAGAAAGAGCGUGCUAAUAUCCAGAAAGAGCAAGUGUGCAAGAAAAAAAAGCACACAUGAGAGAGCGCAUGAGAGACAAGAGGUGAAAGAGAGAGAGAAAGAGAAGGAGAAUGCGAGGAAGAGGGGGGAAGAGAAAGAACAUGAGAAAGAGAGAGUUGAGAGAAAGGGAACAAGCACAAGAAAGAGCAUUAUCAACUGUGAGAAAGAGCAAGUGCAUGUAAGAAAAAGAGAGCUAGAUAGAGGAGAGAGAGACAGAGAGAGAGAUAAAGGACCCCCAAGAAAGAAAGCUCUCGAGAAAGAGGGAGAUAAAGCUUGCAUGAGAAAGAGUGGGCAUGAGAGGAUGGAUGUGAGGGCACAAAAAAAAGAGCCAGCACGCAAGAAACAAAGGAGAGCAAGCAUGCAAGAAAGAGCAAGGAAGAGGAGUGAGAAAGAGAGCGAGGUCGUGAGAAGGGAGGUGGGCAUUAGAGAGAUUAUGACUGUGCAAGAAAGAACAAGCAUGGGAGAAAGAGCAAGUUCAUGUGAGAGAGAAUGAGAAAAAGAGAGUGAGAGAGAAAGAGUGGGCAU
Fulmarus glacialis (Northern fulmar) is the source of this 710-nucleotide messenger RNA. RefSeq names its product histone-lysine N-methyltransferase, H3 lysine-79 specific {ECO:0000303|PubMed:21187070}-like. Lineage: Eukaryota; Metazoa; Chordata; Aves; Procellariiformes; Procellariidae. The record is from RefSeq and is a predicted model, not a curated record. The transcript has 5 exons. The annotation marks the transcript as partial.